AGCGCUGUGUGUGUAUAAGGUGGAGUGGCUGUAGUUAAUAAGUAACAGUCCCUUCAGGUUCAAAGGUUCAGUCACACUAGGAACUGCGAAAACUUCCUUCGGUGGCAGUUAACGAAAACGCUUGCUUAUUAGAGUUAGUGUUAUUGGUAUUUUUGUGACGUUCUAGAAAAUCUGAGAUGGGAAAGAAGCAGGCAGCUACAGGGCCGCUGUCGAGACGUCCGGAUAACUCAGCGUUUAAACAGCAGAGGUUACCCGCCUGGUCUCCAUCUCUCACGGCACAAACUGUGCUGCCAACCUUCUACAUCCUCUCUCUCGUGUGCUUGUUACUGGGCAUAUGGCUCCUCAUCACUGUUAAGAACACAUACGAAUUAAAGGUGGACUACACUAAUGCUGGAUCAUGUGGAAAUUGCUUCACUAUGAGGAACCGUGGCUUCCACGUACCAGACUGCCAAUGCACUGUCAGCUUCCAUGUUCCAAAAAACUUUUCGGGCGAUGUAUUCUUUUACUACGGUCUGAGGAACUUUCAUCAGAACCUGCGGAGGUACAUGGACUCCCGCGAUGAUACACAGAUGGUGGGGAGGAAGAACAACCUGAAGGCACCGAGUUCGUACUGCGCUCCAUUCCAGUACGAUGCAAAGGGACUACCCAUUGCCCCCUGUGGUGCUGUGGCCAACAGCAUGUUCAAUGACUCAUUAUCUGUGACGUAUAAUCCAUCGGGUGGGUCAGAAAUGCCAGUUCUACUCUACAGGAAGGGCAUCGCUUGGUACACAGACAAAAACGUUAAGUUCCGUAACCCUCCAACUAACAGCACAUUCACACUCCAACAAGCCUUUGAAGGCACGACUCAGCCCUUAUACUGGCAGCGUGCGGUUUAUGAGCUGGAUGACGAAAACUCCAACAACAAUGGCUUCAUAAAUGACGACCUGAUUGUUUGGAUGAGAGAGGCCGCCUUCCCUAAUUUCAAAAAGCUUUAUGGGGUUCUCAAUCGUGCUCGAGAGCCUUUCACUGAAGGCCUGCCUGCCGGCAACUACACCCUCUCUAUAAAUUACAAUUUUCCUGUCGCGCCAUUUAGUGGUCGGAAGGAGCUGGUGAUCUCCAUGGUGAGCUGGUUUGGUGGGCAGAAUUACUUCCUGCCCAUAGCGUACCUGGUGACCAGUGGAUUGAUCUUGGUGACGGCUGUCGUACUCACAACGGUUUAUGUGAAAGUGGGCAAAAAGGGCAAGAACAUGGAGGAAUAAGCCAAAAGAUGAUGGAAAUACCUGUCAGAAAAGAAUGACGUAAACAUUGCACUUCAGAUUCAUUAUUAGGCACACUGAAAGCUAUUGAAAUUUAUUUUAAAGUUUAUGCAUCAGCCUCUCUAAUUCUAGGAAAAUUGUGUUGACCAAAACCUACAGUUCAGGUCAAAAGUUUACAUACACCUUGCAGAAUCUGCAAAAUGUUAAUUUGACCAAAAUAAGAGGGAUCAUACAAAAUGCAUGUUAUUUUUUAUUUAGUAUUGACCUUAAUGAGAUAUUUCAUAUAAAAGAUGUUUACAUAUAGACUACAAAAUAAGUUAAAUUUACUCUGAUUUCAAAUUCAAAAAGUUCCGGCUCUUAAUGCAUCGUGAUUUCUUCUGUAAUAGUUGCCUAUGUAAUAAUUGUAGUAGUUGCAUAAGUUGUCCUCAGUGUGAAAAGAUGGAUUUCGAAAUCACACAGUCAUUGUUGGAAAGGGUUCAAAUACACACAAAUGCUAAAAAACCAAAGAAUUUGUGGGACCUAAGGAUUUUUCUGAAGAACAGUAUAUUUAACAGUAUAUUAACAGUAUAUAACGGCUUUGGAUCAAUCAGGUAACAACACAGUAUUAUAAAUCAAGCGUAUGUAAACUUUUGAAUGGAUUAAUUUUAAUUAAUUAAACUUUUAUUUUCUCUAGUGUAAACAUAUUUUAUGUGAUACAUCUUGUGGUCAGUACUAAAUAAAAAAUAACUUGCAUUUUGUAUGAUCCCUCUUAUUUUGCUAAAACUGAUUAACAUUUUGCAGAUUUUACAAGGUGUAUGUAAACAUUUGACCUCAACUGUAUUUGAUACAAAAUAAUACUUGUAGUCUGAUAUACAGUGGAAUUUAAAAUACACACCAGAGUCCACACUAUAAUAUGAGAUUUAAAAUAGAGAUCAAGUGAUUUGUGUUAAUUAUAUAAUAUAAUUUGUAAUGGAAACAAACAAACCUGUAUGAAAGUAGACAGUUGCAAAGACCUCUUUAUUGAACUCCACUAUAUGCUACAUGAUUAUAAUCUGAUUAACUGUAAAACUGCCCUGUAUUUCCAGACAGGAAAUGAGUAAUGGAUAAUUAUAAUUUCCAGCUGUCUUGGAAUCAAUGUACCGGAGUCUUUCCUCACAUCUGACAUAGCCUUGGUUUAAAAUAGCAUACUACUAACUUAUGUAUGAUGUAUAAAUAUUGUACAUAGUAUGCAAAUUUAUUUUCUACAGUACAUACCAUAGUGUACAUCCACACAUGACUAAUAUUUUUUUUUAAUGGAAAAAAACACACACUUGACUUGAUCUUAUAGUUCCAGUGCGAUGAAUGUUCAACUGCAUACUGCAUAAUAAUAGCAAAAACUAUUUCAUUAUAUAUAUAUAUAUAUAUAUACAGUAUAUAUAAUAAUAGUACAAAGUACGUCCUGCACAUUUGCAGUAAACAAUGUAUCAGCAAUGUGUCCUAACUGCCAGCAGGGGGCGUUUGUGACAAUCCUCAUCUGUGAAGUUUGAACACGCGAUUACAAACCACCUGUGUUUACUGAACACUGCGUUUGCUUGUUAUACAGCACAACGACUGGUAAUUUUUCAUUU
Labeo rohita (rohu) is the source of this 2821-nucleotide messenger RNA. RefSeq names its product transmembrane protein 30C (gene cdc50c). Bases 177 to 1238 code for a protein of 353 amino acids. The record is from RefSeq and is a predicted model, not a curated record. NCBI's taxonomy places the organism in Eukaryota, Metazoa, Chordata, Actinopteri, Cypriniformes, Cyprinidae. The transcript is spliced from 7 exons. Gene Ontology annotation, biological process: phospholipid translocation. Gene Ontology annotation, cellular component: plasma membrane; endoplasmic reticulum; Golgi apparatus.